UGGGACAGCUGGAUGCAGCAGUGUCCCCUCAGCUGAGCCCUGCAUUGCAGAGUUCUUCAGCUCUGACAGCUCAAAGGCACCUUCUCCGAGAGCUUUUGUACCUUCGCAUGUGCCGCAUCCCUCCGUCCACCCAGCAGCCGCUCUUGCAGCGUGCUCUGGCUGUUCUACAGUAUUCCUGCCUCUGCAGGUGGCAGCCUUGUGGGGAGGCUCCCUGGGGUCUGCACUGCAUUGAGGAAGGAGUGGCUGGGCCCUGGGUCUCUGGGCAGCCUGAGUCAUCGGUGAGGAAUCUUUGAGGCUGCAGAACAUGCAGGCCAGAGGUGGGAGGAGCCUUUGGCUGCUGCUGCUGGCCCUGGUCCUGGUGGCAAGGAAGGGCCACUUUGAGGGGUGGCCAGGCUUCCAGGAGAAGCCUAUGAGCAAGGAGAACGUGAACUCGACCCUGGACUUCUUCAUCCAAUCCUACAACAAUGCCAGCAAUGACACCUACCUAUUCCGGGUACAGAAGCUCCUCAACACUCAGGUGCAGCUGACGACAGGUGUGGAGUAUCUGGUCACUGUGAGGAUCGGUAGGACCAGGUGCAAGAGGACUGGCCUGGUCCGGAGCAGCCCCUCCUGCCCUCUGCAGAGCAAGAAGCUGAAGAAGAGUCUGGUCUGCCAUUCGCUGAUCUACACGGUGCCCUGGAUAGACCGUUUCGAGCUAUGGAACAACACCUGCCUGGAGGACUGA
This is a messenger RNA of Octodon degus (degu), 724 nucleotides long. RefSeq names its product cystatin like 1 (gene Cstl1). The transcript has 3 exons. The record is from RefSeq and is a predicted model, not a curated record. NCBI's taxonomy places the organism in Eukaryota, Metazoa, Chordata, Mammalia, Rodentia, Octodontidae. The coding region runs from base 305 to 724 and encodes 139 amino acids. Gene Ontology annotation, molecular function: cysteine-type endopeptidase inhibitor activity.